AUGCCUGUGGGUGGUGGUGGGGGAGGCGAAGACAUCAUGCUGCUGGUAUCGAUAGCAUUGACCCCAGCUGCAGCCACUGCACUACCAGCCACAAGUCCUGCACCACCCGGUCCACCAGAAGGCGUAGCAAAGGAGUUGCUAGGGCUCUGGUGCAUUACAUUCGUACCACUGAGAAUAGCAUUGCUCGUUUCGGAGGACAAGGAUCGUACUGAUAGCGUUGCCGUCUCUGUCAAAGACGGCGUCGUUGUCGGGAGCGAAUGCCCAAUUAACAGGGUCGGGCAUCGGGAGCGCUGUGAUAGCGUGAAGCUCUCUACGUAUAAUGUUGUGCGUAAAGUGGUCCAGGUUGAGGUCGUUAUAGUCAUAGCCGAAGGGAUCUUCCAACUCUUCGGCACAUUUCAUGAGGCCACAAUACACGAAGGCAGCCAGUGA
Acaulospora colombiana is the source of this 429-nucleotide messenger RNA. Lineage: Eukaryota; Fungi; Glomeromycota; Glomeromycetes; Diversisporales; Acaulosporaceae. The record is from the annotation of a GenBank genome assembly.